This is a messenger RNA of Manihot esculenta (cassava), 1351 nucleotides long. Its product is annotated as INO80 complex subunit D. Bases 144 to 1043 code for a protein of 299 amino acids. The transcript has 3 exons. Lineage: Eukaryota; Viridiplantae; Streptophyta; Magnoliopsida; Malpighiales; Euphorbiaceae. Gene Ontology annotation, cellular component: NSL complex. The record is from RefSeq and is a predicted model, not a curated record.
UAAUAUAUUAAAAACAUUGAAGUAUGCAGAGUACCUCCGAUUCGAUGUUGUAACAACUGACCGGUCAUCGACAGAGACAACCGUCGCUCCACUACUCUCUACCACCAAAUUCCUCUCUCUCUCUCUCUCUCUCGGGCCGAGCCAUGACUACGGCUUCGAAGAACCAUUACCACCCCUCUUCUUCCCGGCCACCAAGAAACCCUAACCUCAAUACCACUACCACCACACUGGCUAACCUCCAAAAUUCCAACCCUAAUCCUAAUCCCUCCACUACUCCCAAUUCCCCAAUCAUCCUCUCCGAACAAGACCAGGUUCUCUCCUAUGCCUCCCACCUCACACGCCAAGAACUCCUCAAGCGUCGUUCCUACAAACUCAAGCAGCUCUCCAAAUGCUACAGAGACUACUAUUGGGCUCUAAUGGAGGACCUCAAGAUCCAGUACAGAGACUACUACUGGAAGUACGGUGUCAGCCCAUUCAAAGAAGACCAUCCUAUUCUACAACAACAAAAGCAAGAGCAAGGCGGCGCUGUAGAGAGAGAAAGUGGAGAGAGAGAGGGCGGUAUUGUUAAUACUGAAGUUAUUGGGGAAAAUAAUAAUGGUAAUGAUUAUGUUAAUAAUUCGCUUUCUAGUUAUAAGGGCGAUUUGGAUUUGAAGAACCAUCAACGUUGUCUGUUUGUGGGGUGUAAGCUAAAGGCUAUGGCUUUGACUAGUUUUUGUCAUCUGCAUAUCCUCUCUGAUACCAAGCAGAAGCUCUAUAAGCCCUGCGGUUAUGUCAUAAAGAGUGCUCAGGCUGGACCUAUAACAUGUGGAAAGCCAAUACUCAGAUCAACUGCUCCUUCUCUCUGCACUGUACACUUCCAAAAGGCCCAGAAGCAUGUAACUCGGGCUUUGAAGAAAGCAGGUCUUAAUGUUUCCUCAUCAAGUAAACUUGCUCCUAAGUUCCAUGUGAUAGUAGCAGAAUAUGUGCGUCAAAUUCAAGCAAAAAGAAAAGCUGCAAAAAGGGGAAAUAGAAUCAAAGGUUUAGAUAAGGAAGUGACUAGCUAAGCCAGUUUGUCAUUCUGGAAUGACUGAUGGAGCAUGAAUGGAAGUGUACAUUGUUCCCAAGAACCAGAGGAUACAUUUUUUUCCAGGUGAUGUCUUUCAGGUGUGAGAUGUUAAGCAGCUUGAACUCUUACGAGGGUCUAUGGUAUAUGUGUAUUUAUAUACAUACCAACUGUAUGAAAGCCAGGUGUCUUCAAUGUCAACUAAAUGCCUACCUUCCUUGGAUAAGCGCACAAGUUAUUCAGACUCGAGUCUAGUGCCGUGUAUUUAUUUGAAUGCUGAGUUUUGAUAUUUGAACUUACAAUCCAAUU